Salmo salar (Atlantic salmon) is the source of this 2940-nucleotide messenger RNA. RefSeq lists its product as uncharacterized. Gene Ontology annotation, biological process: negative regulation of canonical NF-kappaB signal transduction. The record is from RefSeq and is a predicted model, not a curated record. Lineage: Eukaryota; Metazoa; Chordata; Actinopteri; Salmoniformes; Salmonidae.
GCACACCGCUCUAACCACUGGGCUUGUUCUUUGUUUUACCUAUAUAAAGAUUCUAAUCAUGGACCAACAAACAAAAAAAUACGUAGCGUGAUACUUCAUGUGUAUAUGACACUAUGAGAUGUAUAACCUUUUGUCUGCAUCUGUGCUGAUCAAUAUAUGUCCACUUUAAAUCCUUGAUUCACCAACUAUGAGAUCAACAAUGUGUCAAGUGCUGCUCCGAAGCUCAGCAGUUUUUCCGGAAAUAACUCGACUUUCCUGUUGUUCUUGAAAAUUCAACAGAUGAUAUAAUGGCAUUCGGUAAAAACAACUGUUCCUGUUUCGGGGAUUAUUGUGUUUAACAGAUGGCUUUGUAAAGAUCCCUGUGCUUAUGAGAUGGAGGAGGCGUACACAGAGCUGUACAGGGAAUUCCUCCAACUGCGCUUGCUGUGUCUGAAGCAGGCUGCUUUACUCAAGAAACUCACAGAGAAACUGAGGACACAGCAAGGAGGAGCCCCUGUUCCUGAUGGAGACUCCAGCGUAAUGGCAUCAAUCCCAAUCCAGUUCACCAAGAAGAGCUCUGGUGCUCUCCCUGCAUGGCCAGAAACCCCAAUGGUCCCAACACACAACCCUGCUGCACACUAUGGCAUUAUAAGGCCAUCUGGGGCCAUGGGGUCACUCACUAAUCUACUGGCGGGGGAUUUGGGCAGACUACGGCUGGACUUUGCUCAUCCAGGGACAGAAAGGAAGGAGGUCCUUAAAGCCACCCCCCUAGGACAUUUGGACCUACCUUGGGGUAAUAGAGAGAUGGCACCCUCCAGUGUCUCUGGGGACUUGAAGGAAGCAGGUCGAUUUUGGGGUGAUGAUAUGACCCGACAAAUGUUCAGGAUGCCCUCGGCAUGUGGCUCCUUCCUGGACAGUGAGUUUCUGAGCCAGACCGGGGAGAUGAUGCUGAUGUCAGAGGUGGCGCUGCAGUCUCAUGUGUGUGACUUCUGUAAUGCUGUAUUCCCCGGCCACACCACCACCAGGGGGGACUUCAUGUGCCACCUCCACACACACAUCACCUAGAACAUUAUUUCUCAACCAGGGGUACUUGGCUUAUCCACAUGGGGUACUUGAGAAGACCGAUGAGACCAUAGGCUUACUGGUAAAAUGCACAUGAGGGGGUAAUUCAGGGGUACUCCAGGCAGAGCAAAAAACUGUUUGUGUUACAGUAACCGAAAAUAGUUGGGAACCACUGACGUAGAACACUGCUUCCCUGCACCACCUCCAUCACACACACAUCACCUAGAACACUAGUUCCCUGCACCGACUCCACACACAUCACCUAGAACACUGGGUUCCCCCAUAACAUCUCCACACACACAUAAUCUAGAACCCUAUUCCCCAUAACAUUGUUUCUGCAUCACCUAGAGUAGUGGUUUCCCCAUAGCAUUGUUUCUGCAUCACCUAGAGUAGUGGUUUCCCCAUAAUGUUGCCUCUGCAUCACCUAGAGCAGUGGUUUCCCCAUAACAUAGUUUCUGCAUCACCUAGAGUAGUGGUUUCCCCAUAAUGUUGCCUCUGCAUCACCUAGAGCAGUGGUUUCCCCAUAAUAUUGUUUCUGCAUCACCUAGAGUAGUGGUUUCCCCAUAAUAUUGUUUCUGCAUCACCUAGAGCAGUGGUUUCCCCAUAAUAUUGUUUCUGCAUCACCUAGAGUAGUGGUUUCCCCAUAAUAUUGUUUCUGCAUCACCUAGAGUAGUGGUUUCCCCAUAAUAUUGUUUCUGCAUCACCUAGAGCAGUGGUUUCCCCAUAAUAUUGUUUCUGCAUCACCUAGAGUAGUGGUUUCCCCAUAAUAUUGUUUCUGCAUCACCUAGAGCAGUGGUUUCCCCAUAAUAUUGUUUCUGCAUCACCUAGAGUAGUGGUUUCCCCAUAAUAUUGUUUCUGCAUCACCUAGAGCAGUGGUUUCCCCAUAAUAUUGUUUCUGCAUCACCUAGAGUAGUGGUUUCCCCAUAAUAUUGUUUCUGCAUCACCUAGAGCAGUGGUUUCCCCAUAAUAUUGUUUCUGCAUCACCUAGAGCAGUGGUUUCCCCAUAAUAUUGUUUCUGCAUCACCUAGAGUAGUGGUUUCCCCAUAAUAUUGUUUCUGCAUCACCUAGAGCAGUGGUUUCCCCAUAAUAUUGUUUCUGCAUCACCUAGAGCAGUGGUUUCCCCAUAAUAUUGUUUCUGCAUCACCUAGAGUAGUGGUUUCCCCAUAAUAUUGUUUCUGCAUCACCUAGAGUAGUGGUUUCCCCUUAAAGUUGUUUCUGCAUUGUGACCUACCUGCCACCUCCACACACAUCACCUAGACCAUUUAUGAGAUUUGCUUGUUUUCCCCAAGAAAUGUGUUAUUGAUUUCAAUGAAAAUGCUUCUUACCACGUAUAUGUACUGAUUAAACAGUCUGUUUUCUAUGAAACUGAGAAAUGUACAUACACCGCUUAUGAAGUACCACUGUUUUCUUAUAGCACUAGAGGGCAGUAACAACAUACGGUAGGCUACAUCAUGGGAUUUGUCUCAGUUAUCUCGUUAUUACUGGCACUGUUUUAUUACUAGUAAUAAUAAAAGGACAUAUAGUCAUUGAUAAACAGCUACACAAUCCAUUAUAAUGUUACACAUAAUAUACGUAUAAACAUAGAAAUAUACUUGUAUAUUUAUCCUAUCGUUGCUUUCGAAUGAAAACCUCGUAACUUCGUAACCAUUCAUUUUUUCCGUUGUGCGUUGACAUUUUUACAUGCAUCGACUCUAGGGCAAAGGAAAUGUAUUCAAAAUAGCUUCUGAAGUUUCUUAAUUGUAUGUUUGCUAAUGGUAAAGUAUGGCUGUUUUCUGUUUUGGAGGUAAGAGGUUUUUUCAUCCAACACAGACACUAUGUAGGUAAAAUUUCUGUCAUGAUUCUCUCUGUUGAAUGUAGAGCUGAAAUGAUUAAUAAAUUAGGCCAAUUAAUCAAAUAAUA